AUGAGUUAUCCUCAGGUGCCAGAAGGCUGGAGAGCCGCUUAUGACGAAAGUUAUAAAAGAUACAUCUAUACAAACGUUACUACAAACCAAACGCAGUGGGAAGAACCAAGAGGUACUAUUUGGGUAUCAAACGGUUAUGGUCCACCUCCCCCCCUCCUCCGGCUUAUGGUCCCCCACCUCCUAUAUAUGCUCCUCCUCCAGUAUACGCUCCUCCACCUCCGGUAUAUGCAGCUCCUCCUCCUCCACCACCACCUGGUCCAAGAAUGGGCAUGGGCUCUGGUGCGGUUAUGGGUGCAGCUGCCGGUUUCCUAG
Molecule: messenger RNA, 312 nt
Organism: Kazachstania africana CBS 2517
Lineage: Eukaryota; Fungi; Ascomycota; Saccharomycetes; Saccharomycetales; Saccharomycetaceae
Gene: WWM1
Product: Wwm1p
Exons: 1
Coding region: 1-312 (103 amino acids)
Molecular function (GO): protein binding
Source: RefSeq, a predicted model, not a curated record